AUGGAGCAAAUAAUGUGCGCUCUUUCUUUCAACCCUAACUCUGGAAAGGGUAAAAAAGAAAACAUUAACAUAGAAACCAUUAACAAAGUUAUGGAUCAAAUAAUGCGUGGUCUUUCUUUCGACCCUAAUUCUGGAAAGGGUAAAAAAGAAAACUUUAACAUAGAAAACAUUAACAAAGUUAUUGAUCUAAUAAUGCGUGCUCUUUCUUUCAAUCCUAACUCUGGAAAGGGUAAAAAAGAAAAUAUUAACCUUAACAAAGAAAACAACAAAGAAAACAUUGUGGAUCAAGCCAUGCGUAAUCUGGAUCAAUCCUGUGGAAAGGACAAAAAAGAAAAUGCAGAUCAAGUCAAUCAAAGAAACGAUUAUAUGGCCUUAAAUUCAAUAUUUGGUAGUAAAAUACAUGUUGAACCCCAAAACAUAAAUGAUAAUACACAGACUGCGCCUGCAUUAAAGCCCAGUUCACAAACAUCGCCCUUUUCAGAAACCUCUUCUGAAACAUCCACGGUAAUUUGUAGUGAUUAUUCACAGAAUGACUCGAUAAAAACCUUGAUAAGUAUUCUUGAGAAUCGUAUUCAGCAGUUAGAAGAGAAGUUAAAAAAACAUGACGAGGUAUUUAAAAAGCAAAGGGAAAAACAUGACGAGGAAUUUAGAAAGCAGAAGGAAAAACAUGACGAGGAAUUUAAAAAGCAGAAGGAUAAACUGAAAAUGGUUGAGGAGGAAUCAAAAAGGAGACAUGAAGCAAACCGAAGACAAAACGAGCAUUUAAAAGAACUAUUGAAAACUUUGGGGGAUGAAUUGAAAAACAAGGGGCCAAAGAAACAAUUCUAA
Molecule: messenger RNA, 828 nt
Organism: Racocetra fulgida
Lineage: Eukaryota; Fungi; Glomeromycota; Glomeromycetes; Diversisporales; Gigasporaceae
Source: the annotation of a GenBank genome assembly